This is a messenger RNA of Lachancea meyersii CBS 8951, 567 nucleotides long. NCBI's taxonomy places the organism in Eukaryota, Fungi, Ascomycota, Saccharomycetes, Saccharomycetales, Saccharomycetaceae. The record is from the annotation of a GenBank genome assembly.
AUGCUAGUGGUCCUGGCGAGGGCAUCUUCCACUUCCCUAGGCUUCGUGAGCCCUUCGGGGAGUCGUAUACUGAAAAUUAUCCAUUGGCUCGCCAGAAAACAUAUUUCAACAUCGAAAUUGCCAGCGUUUAAAAUCAAAGCAGACAAUGAGACAAAACGAGGCGGCAAUUCGACCCGGAGACAAACUGAACACGCUUCGACUGAUCAAAACAAGGAGUUAUAUAAACACAGUAUAAAGUGUGAAAAAAGUUAUUGGGUUUUUUUCAGCUUUCUACCAACAGCCGUUUUUCAAAUAACACAGUCGCCUCUUGGAACACCAAAACAAACAUCAGCAGUGAAUGAACGAGUAGCUCUAAUAUUCAAACACAGACUGUUCAAGGACCGCGUUCGACUCUUUAACUCUGCAAUACUCAAGGACGCUGACACUCUAUAUAUCAAUAUCAGAUCCGUACAUAGUGAUAUUAAUUGUUACUACAUGGAACAAGCGGUGAGAAUCAACUUCGAAGACCAUUGGUUGCCGGCUGAAUUUGAGUCUGUAUUUGUCGCUCUUCGGGGCCUUUUAACAUAG